AUGGCCUCCAAUGGCAAAGGUUCUGUGGGAAAGCGAUCCAGCAUAGCGCACCAGGCAGAACUAACCGAAAGGUCCCAACAGAAGCAGCCACAGCAGAAGGACCACCUGCAACUGGAGCAACCGAAGCAGCAUCAGCAGCAACGGCACGAACCACAACAGCAGCAGUCUCAGCAACAACUGCAAAGGACGCAAGAACAACAGCAGAAGCUACAGCAACAACAUGAUCAACAGCCUCAGCGACAGCAGGAGCGUCAUCGUCAAACGCAGCAACAGCCGCAGCAGCAAGCGCAGCAGCUGUCUCAACAGCAAUCUCACCUGAAGCCUGAGCAACAGCAGAUGGAACAACGACAACAGAAACAGGGGCAGCAACCAUCGUGGCAGCAGGCUCAGCACCAGCCUCACCAAAUGCAACAAGAAGAGCGACACGAGCAGCAACCACAUCAACAACUGCCACGCAGCUGCCUGAAGCGCACGUCAACAGACAAGUAUCUCUCAGUGUCCGACACCAGACAACUGGCGCGCACAACAGCCACCAGCACAAUUAGCCAGCGAGAUACGAAGAGAAGCCGCCCAAUUAAAGGAGCUAGGGUGAGCUUAUUUUCUUCAGCUUAA
Rhipicephalus sanguineus (brown dog tick) is the source of this 612-nucleotide messenger RNA. RefSeq names its product putative cyclin-dependent serine/threonine-protein kinase DDB_G0272797/DDB_G0274007. The transcript has a single exon. Bases 1 to 612 code for a protein of 203 amino acids. NCBI's taxonomy places the organism in Eukaryota, Metazoa, Arthropoda, Arachnida, Ixodida, Ixodidae. The record is from RefSeq and is a predicted model, not a curated record.